Equus caballus (horse) is the source of this 1140-nucleotide messenger RNA. The record is from the annotation of a RefSeq genome assembly. NCBI's taxonomy places the organism in Eukaryota, Metazoa, Chordata, Mammalia, Perissodactyla, Equidae.
AUGACAAACAUCCGGAAAUCUCACCCACUAAUUAAAAUCAUCAAUCACUCUUUUAUUGACCUACCAGCCCCCUCAAACAUUUCAUCAUGAUGAAACUUCGGCUCCCUCCUAGGAAUCUGCCUAAUCCUCCAAAUCUUAACAGGCCUAUUCCUAGCCAUACACUACACAUCAGACACGACAACUGCCUUCUCAUCCGUCACUCACAUCUGCCGAGACGUUAACUACGGAUGAAUUAUUCGCUACCUCCAUGCCAACGGAGCAUCAAUAUUUUUUAUCUGCCUCUUCAUUCACGUAGGACGCGGCCUCUACUACGGCUCUUACACAUUCCUAGAGACAUGAAACAUUGGAAUCAUCCUACUUUUCACAGUUAUAGCUACAGCAUUCAUGGGCUAUGUCCUACCAUGAGGCCAAAUAUCCUUUUGAGGAGCAACAGUCAUCACGAACCUCCUAUCAGCAAUUCCCUACAUCGGUACUACCCUCGUCGAGUGAAUCUGAGGUGGAUUCUCAGUAGACAAAGCCACCCUUACCCGAUUUUUUGCUUUCCACUUCAUCCUACCCUUCAUCAUCACAGCCCUGGUAGUCGUACAUUUACUAUUUCUUCACGAAACAGGAUCUAAUAACCCCUCAGGAAUCCCAUCCGAUAUGGACAAAAUCCCAUUCCACCCAUAUUAUACAAUUAAAGACAUCCUAGGACUCCUCCUCCUGAUCUUGCUCCUACUAACUCUAGUAUUAUUCUCCCCCGACCUCCUAGGAGACCCAGACAACUACACCCCAGCUAACCCUCUCAGCACUCCCCCUCAUAUUAAACCAGAAUGGUACUUCCUGUUUGCCUACGCCAUCCUACGCUCCAUUCCCAACAAACUAGGCGGCGUAUUAGCCCUAAUCCUCUCCAUCCUGAUCCUAGCACUCAUCCCCACCCUCCACAUAUCAAAACAACGAAGCAUAAUAUUCCGGCCUCUCAGCCAAUGCGUAUUCUGACUCUUAGUGGCAGACUUACUGACACUAACAUGAAUCGGCGGACAGCCAGUGGAACACCCAUACGUAAUUAUCGGCCAACUGGCCUCAAUCCUCUACUUCUCCCUAAUUCUCAUUUUUAUACCACUCGCAAGCACCAUCGAAAACAAUCUUCUAAAAUGAAGA